This is a messenger RNA of Dunckerocampus dactyliophorus (ringed pipefish), 4603 nucleotides long. RefSeq names its product ecotropic viral integration site 5b (gene evi5b). NCBI's taxonomy places the organism in Eukaryota, Metazoa, Chordata, Actinopteri, Syngnathiformes, Syngnathidae. The coding region runs from base 464 to 2911 and encodes 815 amino acids. The transcript is spliced from 21 exons. The record is from RefSeq and is a predicted model, not a curated record.
ACCCGGUAGGCCGCCUGCCUGAGACGUUGCUCCUUGGUGUCCACGUAUUAGUCGGCCGCGAUGGCACCCAGCCCACGCAAGAAGACACCCAGUCGGCUUUGCUUGAGAAAAUAAAGCCGGUCUAAGUGUCAGAAAAUUUUCUUCCAAGCGAGGAUGCGGGCGACGGCUUGACGUAUGGGAAGCGGGCAGGCAGGCAAGGAAGUUUGGCGCGGCUUGUUGAAUUUGCUUCAAGCCCCAACACUCAACACCAGGCAGCCAUAAAAGGAGCAUUGCAGUGUCUGCACAAGUCAGGCAUGAGAAUGAUGAGGAACAUGAGGAUAAUGUCUUGUGUGAUCGGCAGGACUGCAGUGACCGGUGCAAGCUGCAACAAGCACACACUGAGGUGGCGACAGACAAGGUUGCUGGUAAGCUGAGUUCUACUCUCUCAUGGGUGAAGAACUCUGUGUCGCACACGGUCAGUCAGAUGGCUAGCCAGGUGGCCACGCCCACGUCCCUGCCGACCACCUCCUCUUCCACAUCCCUGUCGUCGCCGGCCCUCUCGCCGUCCUCGCCUCCGCUGCUCAGCCCCGAUGACGUGGAGCUACUCGCCAAGCUGGAGGAGCAGAACAGGCUAUUAGAGACGGACAGCAAGUCGCUGCGCUCCAUGAACGGCUCCAGAAGAAACAGUGGCUCCUCACUGGUGUCAAGCUCCUCUGCCUCGUCCAACCUCUCGCACCUGGAGGAGGACUCGUGGAUCCUGUGGGGGCGAAUCGUCAAUGAGUGGGAGGAUGUGCGCAAGAAGAAGGAGAAGCAGCUCAAGGAUCUUGUCCGAAAAGGGAUUCCACACCACUUCCGGGCCAUCGUGUGGCAGUUGUUGUGUAACGCCCAGAACAUGCCAAUCAAGGAUCAGUACUCGGAUCUCCUGAAGAUGACGUCGCCCUGCGAAAAGCUGAUUCGCAGAGACAUAGCCCGCACUUAUCCCGAGCAUGACUUCUUCAAGGAGAAGGACAGCCUGGGCCAGGAGGUUCUCUUCAAUGUCAUGAAGGCGUAUUCUCUGGUGGACCGUGAGGUGGGUUAUUGCCAGGGAAGUGCCUUCAUCGUCGGGCUGCUGCUCAUGCAGAUGCCAGAGGAGGAGGCCUUCUGCGUCUUUGUGAAGCUGAUGCAGGACUACAGGUUACGGGAGCUCUUCAAGCCCAGUAUGGCAGAGCUGGGCCUCUGCAUGUACCAAUUUGAGUGCAUGAUUCAGGAACAUCUGCCGGAGCUCCACGUGCACUUCCAGGCGCAGAGCUUUCACACCUCCAUGUACGCCUCCUCCUGGUUUCUCACCAUCUUCCUCACUUGCUUCCCGCUGUCCGUUGCCACCAGGAUCUUUGACAUCUUUAUGUGUGAGGGUCUGGAGAUUGUGUUCAGAGUGGGACUGGCCAUCCUGCAGAUGAACCAGGCAGAGCUCAUCCAGCUAGACAUGGAGGGAAUGUUACAGCACUUUCAGAGGGUCAUCCCGCGGCAAAUGGACAGCGGACCCGACAAGGUCAUCCAGGCGGCGUAUCAAGUCAAGUACAAUGCCAAGAAGAUGAAAAAGUUGGAGAAGGAGUACACGACCAUCAAAACCAAAGAGAUGGAGGAGCAGGUGGAGAUAAAAAGGCUGCGGACGGAAAAUCGCCUCCUCAAGCAAAGGAUCGACACGCUGGAAAAGGAAAGUGCUUCCUUGGCAGAUAGAUUGAUCCAGGGACAAGUGACUCGGGCUCAGGAGGCGGAGGAGAACUACCUGGUCAAGCGGGAGUUGGCCACAGUCAAACAGCAAAGCGAGGAGGCUGGUGCUCAGCUGGAGCAGGCCAAGAAAACCAUCUGGCAGCUUCAGCAGCAGCAGCCGCAAGCGAAGGCGGCGUCGCGCUGCUCGGAGGAGGCAGUCCUGCAGCUGGAGAGAGAGCUGGUGCAGGCCAGGCUAAAGGAGGCAGAGUCCCAAUGUGCCCUCAAGGAGAUGCAGGACAAGAUUCUGGACAUGGAGAAGAGGAACACAUCGCUUCCAGAUGACACCAAUGUGGCACGACUACAAGAGGAACUGAUAGGAGUGAAGCUGAGGGAAGCCGAAGCCGUCACUGGCCUGAAGGAGCUGCGGCAGCAAGUACGAGACCUGGAAGAUCACUGGCAGCGCCACCUGGCUCGCACAUCCGGUCGCUGGAGGGAAAGCCCCAAGAAGAACACCUUGAGCGAGCUGCAGGACGAGCUGAUGAGCGUCCGGCUGCGGGAGGCCGAGGCUCAGGCAGAGCUGCGAGAGAACCGACAGAGGAUGUUGGAGCUGGAAACGCAGAAUCAAAUUCACAACAACCAGCUGCGGCGGGCAGAGCAAGAGGGUCGAAGUCUUCAGGAGCGUGUGCAAACGUUGACCACGCAGAACAAAGAUCUCCACGGGCAACUGCAAGAGAUCAAACGGCGACAAGCGGAGAUCGAAUGCAAGAGUAAAGAGGAGGUGAUGGCAGUGAGGUUACGGGAGGCCGACAACAUCGCCGCCAUGGCUGAACUGCAGCAGCAGAUCUCCGAGCUGGAGAUUCAGAAAGAAGAAGGGAAGGUCCAAGGCCAGCUGAACCACAGCGACUCAAACCAAUACAUCAGGGACCUCAAAGACCAGAUAGCCGAGCUCAAACACGAGAUCUGCUGCUUAAAGGGGCAGAGGAGUGUGGCCAAGCCUCCCGCCUAUGAUGGCAUCCACAUUAUCAACCAUUACGGCGGUGAUGAUGAGUCUUAUAACUCUUCGGACGAGGAUGGCGCCAAGGACAGCCACCUCCCGGAUGGUGAGCGGAGGGGCGGCGGCCGCGUCAUACUGCACCCCAAACGGGGGGACACGGACAGCGAGGACGAGGAGGAAGACGAGGACGGCGAGGCUUUGCAGCUCUCUGUGCCUGCCGCUGUCAGCCACAGGUCCACAACCGUGUGACGGGAGGACGGCGGGGCUGAAUUAUCCCAGUGGGAAUCAUUUCAUAGCAUGAGACACACUUUUUCCCCCCCUCUUUACCUCGUGUUAGUUUUCUCUGUAAGGACGGUGAACGUCCAUCAGCAGUGAGGUGCUCAGAACUGGACCUGACCUUACACGGAACUUUUGUGGAGCUCAUCAAACAGGACUGGACCACAGAAACAAGAAGGGAUUGUGUGUGGUGGGAGUAGACCUGGGGGGGAGUGCACUAUGCACACCGAAAGAGACAAUAAAACAGUUUAUGCUAUAUGACACUUCAUUCAAUGGGAUUUUAUACUUCUUAACAUUAUUUUAUAAAUCAACAGCUCUCCAAUGUUACUUCUGUGUGUGUAUGUGUGUGCACACGCGUGUGUGUGUCUGUACAUGUUUGGUUUAUGGUUUGUAAUGAUGUGUUAUGUACGGAAGCCCUGAGACGUCCCAGUGUUAAUUAUUCAGAUCAUGCACUAUAUGAUGGUCAAGUCUACCAAACGUACUAAAAACUGAAGUAAAAUGGACGUUGACUUCGCUGGGCCUCUUUAGCACUUUAGCUGUACUGUACAAAGUGGAGGAAACCAAACAAAAAGGGAUAGUUGUUGUGGUAACAUACAAAAAGCUCACUAUCGUAUGUGUUUUGUGGAUUUGUUUGUUUUAAUGAUGCAUUGUGUUACCAAAGUUGUGUUCACUCCAUUUCACACAUCAGGACCUGAAUGUAACACUUGCACUGUGUGGCAGUGAACCCAUCACAUUCGGCGUCCACUGGGUGUUGAGGGUGGCAGGAGGGGCGUUGGCACUUUAGGAGUCUAUAGUGCAGUGAGGACACACACACACACACACACACACACACACACACACACACGUAACAUUAGCUUGUUGUGUGUGAGGAGUUCACAAUAAAAUGUUUGAUGAAUGCUGACAAGACAUCUUCUUAGUGUGCUUAGAAUGAAGGCAGGAAGUGAUUUGUGGCUGCUGCUGAUGUCAUGCUGCAAACCACAUUGGAGACGCGCUGGACUGUGGAGAUAAAGAACAAUCUGACAUGCUGAGAGCUGCUGAGUCUGUGUUCAGAUCGAGGCCGUGAUUUUUUUUAAAGGGUAUCAAAUGCAGUUUACUAGUUUACUCUUAAAGCUUUUAGGAUUACCACAGUUUCCAGACUGUGGAAUAGGUCAUUUAUAUUUCCAUUAUUCCUUAUGGGUGAAUCCAAGCAAAUGGGUGCAUCUUGGCACACUGACUGUGUUUGCAGUUAGAAGUUCCACUGUAUGGUGUAUGUCCAAUAUGCCCACGUGGUAAGUGCUAUGAUCUUCCAUCAGGAAGGCAUUUUUUUUUCCCCAUAGCUUUUCAGGAAAAGUCGAACAAGUAAGAAAAAUUACAUUUGCGUUUGCAUAUUGACAAAUGUUGAUAAUAUAAGGUUAAAGUUGAACAUCUUUUGCUUGGCUGCAUACGCAACCAGUCGGUCAUCACUAUCGUGCGUCGGCAGGAAACCCUCGCCUGUGUACGUCCACGUUUAUCUCACACGACAUCAUAUCUCUAACACGCGCCGAGUGGAAGUCUAAUCGAGGUGGAGCAUGUGGUCCGUCUGACUUCCUGUCCCGAGUCUGUUCCUUCUGAUUGGCGAGUGCUACAGAGUUGGUCAUUAAAAAUAAUAACCUGUCAAUUAACCUGAUAUGCACGCGAGAUAUGUCA